UCUCUUAAAUAAUUAAAAUACAACUUAGAUAUGUUCUCAAUUCAUAUCUCAUUCAGUUCACUUUGGCUGUAGAUAAGACUUUUAUGGAUGGCUAUUAUUUGUAAACAUUGAGGCUGUGUGAUUAAAGCAAACGUCAUAUAAUUCCUGAGGCAAGAAGAUAUAAGAACUUCAGAAACUUCCUGGGAUCUCUAAGGACACUGAAGAAGGCAGGGGUCUUCAGAGCCUUGAAUGCCAACCAGAUCUGGGUGAAUCCAGGAGUAUCAAGGAAAAACUGAAAGGACUCUGAGAUCCGUGCUUCCUGAAGUACUUCUGUCCCUGCGGGAAGAGGAAGAUGGCUCUGAAAAGCAUGUGGCUGGUUUUUCUGAUGAGCUGUGUAAUCAGCACUGAAGUCCUGGAUGCCAUUAUCGUGAGACCUAGCUGUGCUACCGGCUGGUUUUACCAUGGGUCAUAUUGCUAUGGAUACUUCCGGAAGCUGAGGAACUGGUCCGAGGCUGAGCUCGAGUGUCAGUCAUAUGGAAACGGAGCCCAUUUGGCAUCUGUCCUGAAUUUAAAGGAAGCCAGCACCAUAGCAAAGUACAUAGGUGCCUAUCAAAGAAACAAGCCGGUGUGGAUUGGCCUGCAUGACCCACAGAAGAAGCAUCAUUGGCAGUGGGUCGAUGGAGCCAUGUAUAUUUACAGAUCCUUGUCUGGCAAGUCCGUGGGUGAGAACAAGUACUGUGCUGAGAUGGACGCCAAGACCUAUUUUUUAACUUGGACCAGAAAAGAAUGCGAUAAGCGCCAACACUUCCUGUGCAAGUACCGACCCUAGAGCAAGAAUCCAGAUCCGGCCAACCCUGGCUCAAGGCCCUUUCUUCUUCCUUCUCUGCCAUGCUGCCUAUCUGAUCAUUGUCUCGAAGAGUAAACAUAGCAACUAAGA
Messenger RNA from Bubalus bubalis (water buffalo), 916 nucleotides. RefSeq names its product regenerating family member 4 (gene REG4). The transcript has 6 exons. The record is from RefSeq and is a predicted model, not a curated record. Gene Ontology annotation, molecular function: signaling receptor activity; mannan binding. NCBI's taxonomy places the organism in Eukaryota, Metazoa, Chordata, Mammalia, Artiodactyla, Bovidae. The coding region runs from base 332 to 808 and encodes 158 amino acids.